This is a messenger RNA of Trichechus manatus latirostris (Florida manatee), 7721 nucleotides long. It is a transcript of the gene SSTR4, whose product is annotated as somatostatin receptor 4. Gene Ontology annotation, cellular component: neuron projection; plasma membrane. Gene Ontology annotation, biological process: cellular response to glucocorticoid stimulus; neuropeptide signaling pathway. The record is from RefSeq and is a predicted model, not a curated record. Gene Ontology annotation, molecular function: neuropeptide binding; somatostatin receptor activity. Lineage: Eukaryota; Metazoa; Chordata; Mammalia; Sirenia; Trichechidae.
CUCCGUGAUCGCCCUGUCCGCGGGCACCCCGGGCAUGAGCGAGCCCCCGACGCGGCCCCCCGGGGGAGAGGAAGGGCUGGAAACGGCCUGUCCCCCGGCGGCCAACUCCAGCAGCGACCCGGAGGAGGCGGCCGCAGGGGCCAGGGGUGCGGGGGCGGUGGGCAUUGUCGCCAUCCAAUGCAUCUACGCACUCAUGUGCCUGGUAGGCCGUGGGAAUGCCCUGGUCAUCUUCGUGAUCCUUCGCUACGCCAAGAUGAAGACGGCCACCAAAGUCUACUUGCUCAACCUGGCCAUUGCCGACGAGCUCUUCAUGCUGAGCGUACCCUUUGUGGCCUCAUCGGCUGCCCUGCGGCACUGGCCCUUUGGGUCUGUGCUGUGCCGCGCUGUGCUCAGCGUGGAUGGCCUGAACAUGUUCACCAGUGUCUUCUGUCUGACCGUGCUCAGCGUGGAUCGAUAUGUCGCCGUGGUGCACCCUCUGCUUGCGGCCACCUACCGGCGGCCCAGCGUGGCCAAGCUGAUUAACUUGGGCCUGUGGCUGGCUUCCUUGCUGGUCACCCUACCAAUCACCAUCUUCGAAGACACCUUGCCAGCACAGGGCGGUCAGGCCGUAGCCUGCAACCUGCGCUGGCCGCACCCAGCCUGGUGGGCGGUCUUCGUGGUUUAUACGUUACUACUGGGCUUUCUGCUGCCUGUGCUGGCCAUAGGCCUGUGUUAUUUGCUCAUUGUGGGCAAGAUGCGGGCGGUGGCUCUGUGGGCCGGCUGGCAGCAGCGGCGGCGCUCGGAGAAGAUCACUCGGCUGGUGCUGAGGGUGGUGGCCGUCUUUAUGCUCUUUUGGUUGCCUUUCUAUGUGGUGCAGCUGCUGAACCUGUUUGUGACCAGCCUCGAUGCCUCCAUCAACCACGUGUCCCUCAUCCUCAGCUACACUAACAGCUGUGCCAACCCCAUUCUCUACGGCUUUCUUUCUGACAACUUCCACUGUCCCUUCCAGAGAGUUCUCUGCCUUUGCUGCUGCUGCCUGGAUGCCUCAGGAGGAGCCAAGGAAGAGCCCCUGGACUACUACACUGCUGUCAAGAGCCAUGCUGGGGCCCGGUGCAUAUGCCCCUCACUGCCUGGCCAGCAGGAGCCUGUGCAGCCAGAACCCAGCCGCUAGCAAGUCCCGCUCACCAGGACCACCACCUUCUGAAGAGCCCUGUCACCAUCCUUAUGCCCAGCAGACUGCCCUCUCCUGAAUCUCCCCUAAGAAUCUCCACAUGGCCCCCCAAAGCCAAGUUCCAGCAGUCUGUGCUUGUCCUCAGAGCAUCAGAGUUCCUCUGCUCUUCUCCUCUUCCCAGGAUUCUGGCUGUCAGGAGAACACCUCCUGGGGUUGGGACUCUUCUGGGAACUGGUGUAGGAUGUUAGUCAUUUCUGAACCCCUGGCUGUUUUUUGAGGGGUGGGUAGGACUUGUUUCAGUGACGCUGCUUGGGAGAGGACCAUCUAGAGGGUGGGGAGUUGCUCUCUGCAUACUCUCUGCCUGGUGGGGGUACAGCAUGUACUGAGAGAGGGAGGAAGAAGGAUGCCUCCUUGCACACUCUCUUUGCUUCAGAUCUUGGAUGUCUUCUUGCUAAGUGAUACUUAUUUGCAACAGUCUGAGGUGCUUGCUUCUCUUCCCUCCAUACCAAACAUCUGCCUGCAAUCACCAGUGUCCUGGCUCAUCCUGGGCCAGUGGAGGCUUCCUGUGAGUGGAGGGAUUUGGAGAGACAUGGCAUGGGGUUUAUUACCAGGUGUGAAACCAGGUCAGUAAUAAGAGGCAGAGAGGAUAAAAUCUCAUCCAGCUCCUAUGAUGUGAUUUCUUGUCCUUUGCCUUCAGUGUGGGAAAAUGAGAUCUCAUUAAGGUAGCACUUUAUACAUGGUGAUGAGUGGGAGGGAAGCCAGGAGCGGGAAAAGCAAACAGGAGAGUUGGAAUGAAAACUAACCCAGGUUUUUGAUAGAGGAGGCAACUCUAUCACUCACACUAAAAAAAAUCAAAAUUCAGUAGAGCAUCAGACUGAUGUAGAUAAUAAACACAUGUAGUCUGAGCACAGUGAAAGGCCAUAACUUCUUCCUAACAUUAACCAAAGGGUAAAUUAUCGUUCCCAGAAGGAAAAAGUCGGCUUAAGAGGAGUGUCAGUUCUCCUCUUGGCUAGAAGGAGAGGUGGAGGCUAUGGAAUGCUUAUAAUGCUAGUGUUGGACUCUGGAUUGAAAACAUAUUAUUGAAUAUGUAUGGGAUUCUCUUUGGAGGACCUCACCUUGCUUAAUCUAUUGCUGUCGAAUUGAUUCCGACUCAUAGCGACCCUAUAGGAUAGAGUAGAACUGCCGCAUGGGGUUUUCAAGGAGUGGCUGGUGAAUUUGAACUGCCAACCCUUUGGUUAGCAGCUGAGCUCUUAACCACUGCACUGCCAGGGCUCCUCACCUUGCUUAGCAUAGCAGAAAUUGAUUGUGGGUUUGGUUGGCCCAGUCCUGGUGGUGAGAGGAAGAUAUGCUGGGGAGGAAGAGGAGAGGGGCAGCCCAGGAGCACCUCCUGCUCUUCAGAGGGGCCAGCAUCAGUGCUCAUUGCUUACAGGCAGGCGGCUUCCAGGUAAAACAUCCAGGGCCUGACAGCCAAGCAGACUUUGCCUGGCUCUGGGUCUUGAACAGCCAGCUGGUGUUUAGAGAUGGGCACGUGGGAGCUCUUGGCCAAGUAAAGAAGACCCAGGCCAGUGCCAGGAGGAAGGACAAGGCCUUCUGCCUUCCACAGGACCCAGGUCUCCUCUCCCUGCGAGCAGGGAAGAGCGAACACAGGAGUGUUUGGGCCUGAGCUAGAGCUGUGCCUGAAGUCAGUAGUGCCUGGUAUAUGGGAACAAACAGGAGGCCUGAGUGUGAUCCUAGGUACAAGUGUCCUAUGACCCCAGCAAGUGACCAAACCCCCAGGUUCUCAGAGUUCUCACCUGCAAAGUCACGAGCUCCUUCCAGUUCCAGCAUAGUUGCUUUUUCACUAUGGCUACAGAUUUCAACUUCUCCCCUUCAGUUAAAACCCAUUGCCAUUGAGUCUAUUCCAACUCAUAGCAACCCUAUAUGACUUCUCCCCUACUCAACGGAAAAAGAAAAGGCUUUAACCAAACUGUCUUUGAACAUAUAACCAUUGCUAGUUACCUCUUAGCUGGCAGAAUAAUUUGUAAUUGGUAAUCAGUGUUGAUUGGUUAUCAGUUGUCUCAUAGAGUUGGGUGGGGAGGCAGAGACAUAGGUCUCUAGGGUCUGCCCUUUCUAGUGGUCUACAUCCAUCUCUGAGAAAAAAUAUGUAGCCAAGUCUGUACUACAUACUAGAGACAUGACUGAAUUGGAGUUUCCAGCUAAGGCGCUGGCCCCCCUAGAGCCCUCAAGCACACACACAUGCAGACAUCAGCCUUCCCUAACUUACCAGCACCCACUAGGGUUACCUUUGGCAUCCUGCAGGAGUCAGUCCCUGGGUCUGUUGAGCUGUGUCUUUGUCCUCCCACACCUGGCAUGGGGUGGGCACCCAAUUCAUGUGGUUGAACUGACUGGUGAUGAGGUCAGGUAAAAAAUAUCACUUGCAAUGAUCAUGGAGGGGCCCUGGUAGCGCGAUGGUUAAGCCCUCAGCUGCUAACUGAAAGGUUGGUGGUUCAAACCCACCAGCCACUCUGCAAGAGAAAGAUGUGGCAGUCUGCUUUCAUAAAGAUUACAGCCUUGGAAACUCUAUGAGGCAGUUCUACUCUGUCUUAUAGGGUUGCUAUGAAUGGGAAUCAACUUGAUGGGAAGGAGAGUUUUUAAUGAUCAUAGGGUGCUGGGCCUUUGCCCCAGCUUGGGUGGGGCUGGGGUCCUUCUCUUCACCUUCGUGCUAAAACACCCUGCGGGAAGAGCGGUCUCCCUGUGAUUCACACUAGGCAAGCCUUCUCUGGUAAGGAAUACGCAUUGACCAAGAGUCUUGGCAACGCUCCUCGCUGGCUGCCCGAGUUAGCGCAGAGUAAGAAACAUUCUAUUUUUAAAAAUAUGGCCUUUUUAAUUUAGCUGAUGAUGCUUGAAACAGAGGCAGUAUUAGGUGAUGGAAAGAAAGGUGCCUGGGAGGCAGGGAACCCCAAUGUGGGUUGUGCAGUGAUUUAACUUCCCUAAGCCUCAGCUUCCUCACUGGACAAAUGCAGGCCUUGCACAAAGGAAAUGUUGAGUUCUACCAAGCUCUAAACUCUGUGCAUUCUCAAAAACACCAGAGAGCUGUGAUUGCUGGGAUGGGGAGGGCAGAGACUGAAUUCUUUUAUGCUGAGUGCUUGUCCCAACACUUGUUAAGCAUGAGCAUUAAUGCUGCCUCCACUCACUUGUAAACCCACAGUGGAGAGGUGGGGCGGGUCCAUCAUCUUCUCUAGCUGCGGAGCAUUUUUGAUCCUUGGGGUUUAACAACUUUGCAGCUGCAAUGCCUCCUGCAUGGUGGUCCUGAUUUGUGUUUGGAGCCCAUUAACAGUGCUGCUGGAGUGGACUGGCCUCCAGUCCUCCUACAGAUGGGUUGUGUAGAACACUCCCCUGUGCUGAUGUGCAGCUGAGACUGCAGUGAACUUAAGUCAGUGAGCAAGACUCCUGGCUGCAUGGAUGAGACUGGCCAUAGUGCUUUCCUCAGUUGUCAGGGAGGUAGGUGGGCAAUGAGGAAACCCUAGGCUGCUCUUGAGAAGCAUCCUGGGUCUUCUCUGUCUGGCUCCGGCGCCCCUCUGUCCUUUCUCAGCACCAUGCCUGGCCCGCUGCCCUGGGACGAGAGUAUCUGUGUAUUCUUAUGUGUCCUCUCAUACGGGAAUGUGAACCAUGCCUGGGGGUGGAGGUAAUGGUUAAAAACAAUACUAAAGCUUCUAGCUCCUACAAUAUAGUAUCAGCUUCAGUCUGGGCUUGAGUUCUUCAUAGAAAGUUCUGAUGGACGGUGACUCGGAAUCAUUUUCUGGCUGCUGGGCUGCCCUGUGCCUAUACAUUCCUGCUCUGUUCCUUUCCUCCCUCAGGUCUUGUCACUCACCUUCUAAAUUGACACCUUCCUGGACCAGAUCUUUAUUUCAUAAAUUCAUUUCUUUCCCUUUAUUAACUGUAUUUCUGUUGUAAGCCACCUCAGUCCUUUGAGAAUUAAGAGGAAUGAAUGAAUGAGUGAGUGAAAGAAUGAAUGUGGUAUUGGAUUGGUGUCUGCAGAAUUAAGGAUUGGUAUAUCUGAGCCUCCAAGGAGACUCAGAAAUUGUGCAUUGAGUUUACUGGGGCCCAGGGUAAUACCAGAUAUGACAUAGGAGACCUACUCGGCACACACUCAGGAGGAUCAGGUGCAUGGAUUUCAUCCUGAAACUUCAUAUGUGUGAUGCCAGCAACCUGACUCACUUCUGCAGACCCAGGGGGAUGAAUGGAGAGCAUAGAUGUCCUGUGUUUGGGUCAGUCAUGGUAUGGCAAGGGGCCAGAGGACAGGAGAUAGGUCUUGUGACUCCUACAUCAAUGCAUCAUUCACUCACAGGGUAGAUGUAUAUUCUGGUGGGUCAGAAGGUACUUGGACUACUACAACCCUUAUAUUGUAUUUGAUGGCCUUUUAGCAAAUGAAGUUUUCUCCAUGGGGGGAAGGGGGACUUUGCAUCAUUGUUCACUCCAUUCUCUCCUGUAAUUUGGAGCGUGGUUCUCAAAGUGUAGUCUGGCUACCCCAUCACCUAGGCAUUCACUAGAGAUGCAAGUUCUCAGUCAGCAUCCUGGAGACUUACUGAAUAGGAAACUCUGGGGGUAGGCCAGCCCUCUGUGUUUUAACAAAGCCCUCCAGGGGAUUCUUGCGGACUCACUCAAGUUGCAGAAGUACUCACUGAGGUCAGUGCUUCUCCAACUGUAGUGCCUACUAACAUUAACCAGAGCAAUUGAAAAAAUCCCAGUGCCCAAGCCUCACUGCCUACCACUUACAUCAGCACCCUGGGACAGGAUACAGGCCUCAGUGUGUGUUCAGAUCCCUCAGGUGGUUCCGAUGGGCAGCAGCACUGUCCAGAGCUUUUGCCUUACUACUCAGAGUUGCCAGAUAAAAUACAAGAUGCCCAGUUAAAUGUGAAUUUCAGAUAAACAAUGAAUAAUAAGUCCCCAGUAUUGCCUGGGACAUACUUGUACUAAAAUAUAUAUAUACAUAUGUGUGUAUUAUACAUAUAUAUAGAUAGAUAGAUAGAUAGAUUAUUUGACAUUCAUAUGUAACUGGGGUUUUUUGUUUGCUUUGUUGCUGUUUUGCUAAAUCUAUGCACACUAUCCAAGUGUGCUCCUGGACCAGCAGCAUCAGCAUUACUGGGAGCUCGUUAGAAAUGCUGCCUCUCAGGUCCCACGUCAGAUCAGACCCGCUGAAUCGAAACCUGCAUUUUAACAGGAUGAUCUGUGUGCACAUUUAAGUUUAUGAAGCAUUGUUUUACUGGCCCUUGCAGUGUUUUGCAAAUGUACCUGAUAUAGGAAUCACAAAGACAGCUAUUAAACACACUCAUUCCCACACCUCUCCCCUGAGUCUGACUCUGUUAGUUCCCAGUGAGGCCAGGAUCUCGUGGGCUGGGGAAACCUGGAUUUUGGUGUACACAUCCACCACAUCCUAGAUCUUGUUGUUUUGAACAACAUAGCAAAGGGCUGUCCUUGUCCCACAGCUGAUAAGCAUCUUCAAUGAGGCAGCCUUUUUUCUUUAAUCCCCAAAAGACCUCAAAAAUGGUCUUUCAAGGAAAAUAUCAGUGCCAAAAACAUCGUUAGGAAGUUGAUGAUUCUACCUUGGGGGGAAAAUGAGAUAUUUAUUAUUACAUUUUGAUUUCAUCAGUUAUAGAGCAUGAUUCCCUAAUGGUCAUGGGAUCUAAUUAGAGGUGAAAUUAAGUCACCUGAGAACCACAUAAGGGGCUGUCGGCCUUGUGGAUGGUGAGCAAGAGAGAGGGCAGCCAGAUUUGGGGGCAAAAGAAGGGUCCAUUAGGCGUUAGAAAUGGGAAAGGAAGAGGAGGGCUGAUUGGGGACCCAGAGAUAGUCAAAUAAAUCUAGUCUGCUUUGCAUUAGAAAGAAAUUAAAGAAGAAAUAAAAGAAUUGAUUUAUUAGAUUCUCUCCAUUUGCUUUGCUCUGUCUCCUCCCUUAUUUUAUCUCUUUUUCAUUUCCUUUCUUCUUUCUUCUGCUUUUCAAUCUCUACUCACAUGUCUCCAGCUCUGCCCCCUUAGGGUCCUCUCGCUUUCCUCUUUGUCUCGCUCUCUGUAGGAGGUAGAGCACUCAUUUCUGACAUUACAGAUCAACACCCUUUGAGCAUCUGUUUUGGAUCCCACUCUGCAGAAGGCACAUGUGCACAUACACAUGCUUUUGGGAGGAGACAAGGCACAAGCUCCCCCUGAAAGCCACCCAGCGGAAGAACCCCUGAGGAUUGAGUCCAUCCAUGUUUCUUUCUGGUCCCCAGUAGCCUGUGUCACAGAGCUAAAGAAUGUUGCAUGUGACUUGUUACAUCCAUUGAGCAAGGCAUCUUGUUUUCCAUGUCCAAAUGCCAUGCAUUAAACUUUCUGUGUUUUUCAUACCGGUAGAUUAUAAAAAAUACUACCUCCGUUGAGCUGCUUUUUUACUUGAUCACACCCCUUGGUUGAUUUUUGUCUCUGGGUCAGUCUACACCAGCAAACGGGAGAAGGACUGGUUGUGAUUGUUUGGAGACAAAUCAAAAUCUAUUGCCAUUGAGUCAAUUCCAAUUCAUAGGUGAACCUAUAGGACAGAGUAGAACUGCCCCAUAGGAUUUCCA